Physella acuta is the source of this 7062-nucleotide messenger RNA. Its product is annotated as phospholipid-transporting ATPase ABCA3. Gene Ontology annotation, biological process: lipid transport; transmembrane transport. Lineage: Eukaryota; Metazoa; Mollusca; Gastropoda; Physidae. Gene Ontology annotation, cellular component: membrane; intracellular membrane-bounded organelle. Gene Ontology annotation, molecular function: ATP hydrolysis activity; lipid carrier activity; ATP binding. The record is from RefSeq and is a predicted model, not a curated record.
GUUUUAAAUUAAUAGCUUCCGCUUUAUGUUUUACUUUCGAUUUUAUUUUUAGCACUAAUAACAACGGUAAAAUUUGUAACAAAGUUGUUAUCUAAUCUCUAUUAAUGUUAUAUAAAAGAAAGUUGGUUCCGUCCACAGUUAGGCCUAAUCACAUCGAUUAGAUCGGGUAUCUGCAGAUAAGCGCAGGGAAAUUGUUCUUCACAAAGUGUGUGACUGGACCAAGGAAGUACAUUCUGACACAAAAAGCCAUAAAGUUUUGAUUUGUAACCUUUUUUGAUUCGGAAGGAAAAAAAUUUCUACUUUUAAAACUUUUGGUAUUUAAACCAGGAAUUAUGAGGUCUUUUUUAAAGUUUCGACUUCUGUUAUGGAAGAAUUUUUUAAUACAGAAAAGAAAACCAAUAGCAACAAUCUUUGAAAUAGGAUUACCCACACUGUUUUCUUUAAUUCUGAUGACGCUUCGGCUGAGGGUUGAAAGCACACCACACCCUUUGCCAACAUACUGGAGCCCCUGCGAGUAUCGAAACUUAAACCCUAAUCUUACGGAUAAAAUACUUGCCUACAGUCCAUUUAAUGAUGCCACAAAACGGAUAAUGGACAGAGCAAAUCUGACGUUACGCCUACCCAUGGAUCAUUUUACAAGUGAAGAUGAAAUGAUUGACACCAUCACCCAAGUCAACAACAUUAACAAUGAGUCUUAUGCCUAUCUGGGUGGAGUAGUUUUCACCAGUGACUUCAAAAAUGUCAGUGGUACACAAGUGCCUGACAAAAAUGUGGUGUACAAGAUCCGCCUCAGGUAUGGGCCAUUGCUAUCUACGGGCAAACAGAAAGUUGGUAUCAAGAGCAACAUAGCAUGGUCAACCAAUUUCAUGUUUCCACCUUACCAAAUAGUUGGGCCAAGAGAAGCUAAAAACCCAUGUGAUGGAGAUCCUGAAUAUUCAAGAGAAGGAUUUCUAGCCAUUCAGCAUGCUGUAGAUGACUCACUAAUGAAGGAGUUCCUGACUGAUGAAGCUUUUGUAAAGUACAAAUCUACAAAUCUGAAACUCAAGCGUCAACCAUAUCCUCCAUACAAGGAAGACAACUACGUACUGGUGCUCCAGCAACAAUUCCCUAUGGUGGUCAUGCUGAGUUUAAUUGUAAUUGUCCUGGGCAUUGCAAGGGACAUUGUUUUGGAGAAGGAAAGGAAGCUAAAGGAGAGUAUGAAGAUGAUGGGAAUCAACAACUGGCUGCACUGGGUGGCUUGGUUUACUAAACACAUCCUGUUUCUGCUCAUCUCCAUCUCAAUCAUGACCUUGUUCUACUGUAUAGAGCUUGACCAUGAGAAGGGAGCUGUUAUAGCAGAAACAAAUCCUUUCAUCAUAUUUAUCUACUUUUUUUGCUAUGCUAUAGCUACCAUCACAUACUGUUUUGCCAUCAGUGUCUUCUUUGCUAAAGCCAACACUGGAGCAGCCAUAGCAGGGAUCAUGUAUUUUUGCAUGUACAUCCCAUAUUUUUUCUUGCAACAAAGAUACACAACUCUAAGUUUUGUUGCCAAGCUGGUUUCCUGUCUGGACUUUCAGGUGGCCAUGGCAUAUGGUGGUACAUUGCUGGGCAUGUUUGAGGGAGUGGGCUCAGGGAUUCAGUUGUCAACACUUAACUCUGGUGUGUCUGUGGAUGAUGACUUCUCAAUGAUGUUUGUGCUCAUCAUGUUGAUUGUAGACUCAGUCAUUCACUGUCUGAUUGCCUGGUACAUUGAAGCUGUUUUCCCUGGGGACUAUGGUGUCCCACAACCUUGGUAUUUCCCAGUUUUGAAAAGCUAUUGGGGAUGUUGCCAUUCCCCUCUAGACUAUACUGAACUUGAUGACGCUGUCAAUGUAGGGCAGGAUCCAUCUUUGUUUGAGAAAGAACCAAAUGAGCAUGCUGGGAUUAGGAUUAGAAAUCUUCGCAAAGUGUAUGGCAGUGGUAAGAAGAAAAAAGUUGCUGUUGCUGGGAUGACAUUAAAUAUGUAUGAAGGACAGAUAACUGCAUUACUGGGUCACAAUGGUGCUGGCAAAACUACUACAAUGUCUAUGCUGACCGGUUUCUACCCACCAACCAGUGGCACUGCUCUCAUUAAUGGAUUUGAUAUCCGUCGGGAGAUCAGUGAGGUCCGCAGCAGCCUUGGCCUUUGUCCCCAACAUGACAUUUUGUUUGAUAACCUCACAGUGGAGGAGCAUAUGAUUUUCUUUGGUUUGCUUAAAGGUGUACCCAGGAACCAGAUAAUGCCACAGUGCUCAGAGAUGUUGAAAGACAUGGAACUUUUCCCCAAACUUAAGGCCAAGUCAAAAACCUUGUCUGGUGGGAUGAAGAGGAAACUUUCUGUUUGUAUUGCACUCAUUGGAAACUCAAAGGUAGUAUUUUUGGAUGAACCUUCUUCUGGCCUUGACCCCAAUGCUAGGCGCAACAUAUGGACAGUUUUACAAAAAAAUCGAGCUGGCAGGACUAUGGUACUCAGUACUCACUUCAUGGAUGAAGCUGAUUUGCUUGGUGACAGGAUUGCCAUCAUGGCAGAUGGGAUUGUCAAGUGCUACGGGAGUUCUCUUUUCUUGAAAAAGAAAUAUGGAGCUGGCUACCAUAUGGUAGUGGUCAAGGAACCCACCUGUGAUGUAAAGAACAUCAUAUGUGUGGUCAAGCAGCACAUACCAACAGCUGAGUUAGAGAGCAACGUAGGAGCAGAACUCAGCUUUAUUCUCCCCCAAAACUGCGUGGAAAACUUUGAGGCACUUUUUGCAAAUUUAGAACAGAGACAGAGGGAGCUGGGCAUCAGCAGCUUUGGUGCCUCAGUCACCACAAUGGAAGAGGUCUUUUUAAAAGUUGGGGAAUCUGCUGCCAGUAAUGGUAAAGACAGAUUAUCACGGUUCAAUGAUAAGAGCACCAGCCCAACUACCACAAGUACCAGCACAGUCCCAUACAGCAAUAAUGGCAACCUUGAACACCCCAUCAAUCAUAGGAUAUACAGAGAGCCAGACAGUGCCUUGCUAGAUCUGUCUCAGAAUGAUUCCCCCUCAUCUCAACCUCUGAUUUUAAACUACAGGCUGGAAAAAAACACAGGCAUGAAGUUGUUUUUGCAGCAGUUUGUGGCAAUGUUCAUGAAACGUGCCAUCCACACAUUUCGCAACAAACUCGUCACCAUCAGCCAGCUUGUGAUUCCUCUCUUCUUCACUGUCAUGGGCUUAACAGUGCUUAAAACUCUCCCAUCCUUCAUAGACAUGCCUCUUCUGCGCCUUGUCCCAGAGGACUUUGGGAAAAACUACAUUCCUUACAGCACAGAUUUGUUUGAUGAGGACAUGGCUCAAACAUUUGCCCACCAGUUUAUGCCAAAAUCCCCUUCCAUACCAGUGGAUAUUUCUAAAGAACCUGGUUUUCAAAAUAAUUCCAAUGUUGAAGACUACUUAGUACAAAAGGGGAUGAAAGAUAUUGGAUUAUAUAACCUGAGGUACAUGCUUGCCUGGGAGUUCAACAACUCUUCCGUGACAUCUUAUUUCAACAACCAAGGGUACCACAGCAUUGCUAUCUCACUGACGGCCAUGUUUAAUGGCCUUGUCAAAUAUUUUACCAACAGUUCUGAUUACAGCAUUGAGACUGCCAACCAUCCUUUGCCCAGGCUUACUAUUGAUAAGGCUAACGAUGAAGCCAGUGGAAAAGACUUUACAGGAUUCACACUUAGUUUCAACUUAAGUUUUGGCAUGGCUUUCUUAGCCAGCAGCUUUGUUGUGUUCCUUGUGAGAGAAAGCACAGUGAAGGCCAAGCACAUUCAGUUUGUCAGUGGUGUUCACCCAGUCAACUUUUGGGUGUCAACCUUCUUCUGGGACCUCAUCAACUACUUCAUCCCUUGCCUGUUUAUCAUCGUGUCCUACUUCGCCUUUUCCAUAAGCAAUUAUACAGUUGACUUACAUUGGCUUCAGUUGAUAUUAAUUUUUCUUUUAUACGGCUGGGCCAUGUUGCCUUUCAUGUAUUUCUUUUCAUUUGCCUUUACUGUACCAGCUACAGCUUAUGUAUGGAUUACCAUGUUCAAUAUUCUCACUGGUGUGGCCACCCUCCUUGUUGUUGCUAUUUUAAGCAUUCCUCAAAUAGGCUUGGAAGAUGUGUCAAUAGUUCUAGAGUGGAUUUUCUUGGCUGUAUUCCCUAACUUUUGUUUAUCUCAAGGAAUGUUGCAAUUUUAUGAAAACUACCAGUUUCAAGACAUAUGUCGGCCUGUCUAUGAAAAUAAAUUUGCAUGUCCAUUGUAUGUCUUAAAGCAUCUACAAAAUCCAUGCUGUCCAGGAAUCUGCGGUGAUAAUUGUUUUUAUUACAACCAAAACUAUUUUGGUUGGGAAAAAAGUGGCGUUGGUCGAAUGUUGGUUUUUCUUGUUAUCCAAGGCUGUGUCAUGUGGACUUUGAUCUUUCUCUCAGAGUAUGGAAUCUUACAGAAGCUUCAGUACAUGAUGUUUCCAAGUCAAAAAGCUAUCAAUCUAUCAUCAAAGAACUACACCUCACAAAUGAGCAGAGACAGUGUUAUACAAGAAGAUGAAGAUGUGGCUAAAGAAAGAGAAAGAAUUGACAGCACUCCCCAAUCUACUCUCAUCAGCUCAGAGAAACUAGUGCUAAAAAAUCUGACAAAGUAUUAUGAUGACUUCCGGGCAGUGGAUCAUCUGAGUGUAGGAAUACCAGCUGGGGAGUGCUUUGGUCUUCUUGGAAUUAAUGGAGCAGGAAAAUCUAGUACCUUUAUGAUGUUAACAGGAGACACUUCAAUAAGUAGUGGGGAAGCUUUCUUAGACACUUAUAGUCUUAAAACACAGAGGGAAUUGGCUCGUAAGCGCUUAGGAUAUUGUCCACAAUUUGAUGCAUUGAUUGGUCAGCUGACUGGCAAGGAAAUUUUGACCUUAUUUGCACGUCUGCGUGGGAUUAAAGAACAAGAUAUACCUGAAGCUGUCAGCAGUCUGAUGAAUGCUAUGACACUGACCCAGUAUGCAGACAAGCAGUGUGACACCUACAGUGGUGGCAACAAAAGAAAGCUGAGCACAGCCAUAGCUUUGAUAGGAGACCCAGAUGUUGUUUUCCUUGAUGAGCCAACCACUGGGAUGGAUCCUGUUGCCAGGAGAAUGUUGUGGGAAGUUUUGUCUGAUGUUCGAGACAGCGGGAGAACUUUAGUCCUCACCUCACAUAGCAUGGAAGAAUGUGAAGCCCUAUGCACGCGAUUAGCCAUCAUGGUAAAUGGGCAGUUCAAAUGUCUGGGCAGCAUACAACACCUGAAGAACAAAUUUGGGGAAGGCUACACAUUUACUGCCAAAGUGGCCUACCCUCCAGAUGGGGGCCCACCCAACAUGGCCCCACUGAUGGAGUUUAUAAACAGCACCUUUCCUAGAAGUAAACUGACAGACAUUCAUGAGAACAUGAUCAACUACCACAUCACUGACACCCAGCUGACCUGGUCUCAAAUGUUUGGGGAGAUGGAGAGGGCCAGAGAAAGACUUGGCAUAGAAGAUUACCUGGUCAGUCAGACCUCACUGGAACAAGUUUUUAUUUACUUUGCUCGCAUGCAAGAAGACCAAGACAAUGUCAAAAGAAAAAGACAGGGAUGCUGUUGUUUUCCCUGUUCAUGCCGUCACAGUGAACCAUGAACCUGUACCGCAGUGUAACAUGAGGACUAGACUUAGAUGACGUUUUGCUCUCUUUAGUGUGAUACCAAAAUUUAUUUGGUCUGGUUAUGUCUUGUAAUACGUUAUAAAAAUGAGCAUAGUUCAAUUUUCCCACCAAAGCCUACUAGAUAUUAAUUAAAUAAAACUGCACAGAUAUGCAUGAAAUUAGCAUAUACAUUCCAUUGUUGUAGCUCUUUGAUCUCAAGAUGAUCUUGAAAGUUUUCAAGAUACUUGCUUUAGUGGAUGAUACUGUGCUUAGCAUUGACUUCCUGUGUUUGAAUUUGAAUUAGCAAGCAGCACACUAACAACUUCUGAACAAAAAAAUCACAACAUCACAAUGAUAAAACAUUACACCUACUUUAUGUAACAAGUUUCUUUUUCAUUAAAUAUAUAUUGUAUAGUUAUUUGAAAGUGUAAUCAUACAAAGUACUGACACUAUAAAAAAAAUUCAUGCACUAGUUUAUAAUUUUUUUAUUUAAAAUUGUUUUUGUAACAACAACUUCAUCUUGUUAUUUCUAAGAGCUUACUAUCAAAUUUGGCUUGCUUGCAUAACAAGCACAGAAAACUGUGAUAUAUUUUUUACUAAGAUCCACUAUGUUGAAAUAUAUACAUAGGUAAAUAUAGAUUUAUAUAUACAGUAAAUUUUAUAUUAUUUAUUUAUUCAUCAUAUGUAUUGUGAGUUUUUUUGUAAUUAACAAUAACUCAAGUAAAGAAAUGGUUUAAAUUGAACUAUGAUAUAAAUUUGGGUAUAACAAGGAAAUAUUUCUCUUACCCCUACUAACUACUAAAAGCCAAUUGAAAUUUUAAAAGCUGAAGUUUAAAGAAUUUUUUUUAAAAAUAAUAUUCAUUUAAGCCUUAACGUUAGGUCAACCCAGUUACUUCUUACAUUUUACUUCUCUUGUCUAACAUGACAAUCCAAUUGUGUAUAUUUACAUUCAUCUGGUUUUUGAAUUGCACAAAAAAUUAUGAGGCAGUGUGCUGCAAAUUAGGAGUAUUGAACUAAACUAAUUUUGUUUUCUUUUACAAUUUUGCUAGCAGUUUAAAAAAAAUCUUGUUCAUCACUUAUUUUUUAGUUUUCUAUAAUGAUAUUUUUAAAUUAAUUAAUGAAACUUGUGAUCUUGGCUGUUAAUAAAAUAAAUGUAAAUAGAUUUAAAGAACUUUAUUUAAUCUCCUGGACAAGAUACUUGAACAAAGGAUAUUUGUUACAUGCCACACCGGUGCUCAACUGUAAUGGAAAGACUUUUUCUCAUUGAUAUUUUUCAUAUGUAUUUAUCUUAUACAAAUUAAAUUUUCAGUUAAAUGGUAUUUUGUCAAUAUAAGAAUUCUUUGUCACUACCAUGUUAUUUAAAUAGCUUAUAGCUAUAUGUACCUUAAUAUAUAAUUGUAAAAUAGUAAUUUAAAAUUGUUGCUAAAUAAAAAUUAAAACAUG